This is a messenger RNA of Clupea harengus (Atlantic herring), 5118 nucleotides long. It is a transcript of the gene ptprz1b, whose product is annotated as protein tyrosine phosphatase receptor type Z1b. Gene Ontology annotation, biological process: peptidyl-tyrosine dephosphorylation. Bases 356 to 4408 code for a protein of 1350 amino acids. Gene Ontology annotation, molecular function: protein tyrosine phosphatase activity; protein binding. The record is from RefSeq and is a predicted model, not a curated record. The transcript has 30 exons. NCBI's taxonomy places the organism in Eukaryota, Metazoa, Chordata, Actinopteri, Clupeiformes, Clupeidae.
CAAAACGACAGUAUUUCUGUACGCACUACAUACCCAUUAACCUAUCUCCACUCUCUUGUUAUUGGAUUGUCCAUGUGGAUGUGUCUCCGUUGGCAACCACUGCGCGUUAGCGUAAAAAAGUGAACUGUGGGCGGCGCGCGCACGCAAGCUUUCCCCCUGCUUUUCUUGCCAGGCGAGCAGCGAGCGUAUGUAUGGGAGCGCACUGGAGUCGGAAGACGGCGUGGAGCCCAUCGAGAGCAGGUUAUAGUCAGCAUGAAGCAAGAGUAGCAUCCUUGUGUGCCUCGAGGCUGCCCUUAUAGUUUCAAGAGAUUAGCGAUUAAAUUCUGCCGGAUACAUUUUAGUGUUGACACUGGAAAUGAAAAUGGAGAUGGCUAAAAGACGUUUUUAUCUUCUGAUUGCGCACCUUUGGAUCAUCUGUCAAAUAGAUGCGGUGGGCGCAUACUUCAGAGGCCAGCGCAAGUUCUCCGAGGACGUCGACUGGUCAUACACAGGAACUCUAAACCAGCAGAACUGGCCCAAAAAGUACCCCUCCUGCAACACAGCGAGGCAGUCGCCCAUCGACAUCGAUGAGGACUUCGCCCAGGUCAAGCUGGAGUUUCAGAACCUGCAGACAGAGGGCUGGGAGCAGAAGACGCCGGCCACUACGACCAUCAAGAACGACGGGAAAACCGUGGCCCUGAACCUGAAUGGAGAAUACUAUAUCAGCGGCGGCGGGCUGCGCUCCAGGUUUCGGGUGGGCAGAAUCACAUUCCACUGGGGCCGCUGCAACGCCACUUCAGAUGGAUCUGAGCACAGUCUCAAUGGUGUUAAGUUCCCACUUGAGAUGCAGAUCUACUGCCAUGAGGCAGACAAGUACCAGUCCAUCGAUGAUGCGCUGAGAGAGGGAGGAAGGAUAACAGCGCUGGCUGUGCUCUUUGAGGUCAGCCCGAGAGACAACGAAAACUACGCCAACAUCAUCGAUGGAGUCAACGCCGUCAGCCGCUUCGGUAAAAGCAGCACGGUGGAGCCGUUCUCCAUCCUGGGCCUUCUGCCCAACUCCACGGAGAAGUACUACAUCUACAACGGCUCCCUGACAACGCCGCCCUGCUCGGAGCCCGUGGAGUGGCUUGUUUUUAAAAACACAGUCUCGCUCUCUGAGAGCCAGCUGGAGGUAUUCUGUGAGGUGAUGACUAUGCAGCAGGCCGGCUACGUGAUGCUGAUGGACUACCAGCAGAACAAUUUCCGGCAGCAGCAGGAGCCGUUCAUGGGCCAGGUGUUCUCCUCCUACACCGGAACCGAGGAGCUGCAGGAGCCCAUUUGCAGUUCGGAGCCUGAGAACAUCCAGGCGGACCCCCAGAACUACACGGGCAUCGUGGUGACGUGGGAGAGGCCCCGCGCGGUCUAUGACACCACCAUCGUACGCUACUCCGUCACCUAUCAGAGGCUGCAGGGCAAAGACCCACCCAAGCGCGAGUACCUGACAGAUGGAGACCAGGAUGUGGGGGCAAUCAUCUACAAAUUGCUGGCCAACAGCAGCUAUGUAGUCCAGGUGGUUGCGCUGUGCAACAAUGGCCUGAAGGGUCGUAUGAGUGACCAGGUGGUUGUGGAUAUGCCACUGGAGGACCUGGAGGGCGAUCCUGAACCUUUCACAGAUUCUCCAGACUCUGAAGAUUAUUUUGAGGUGACUCCAUCCACUGGCAGAGGACGCCCGGAUCUGGAGUCCCCUCCGGACCGGGUCCUCACAAGCGAUUCCUCAUCCUCCAAAAGCUCCAUCUGGGUCACCCUGGCAACCGACCAGCCUGGCUUCCUCUUCCCCGGCGUCAAGGGCAGCGCCGCUCCCGUACGGAGACGCAUCACAGAGGAGUCCUCAUUGUCAUGGACUCCCGGCCGGGACAAGGCAGAGACCUACACCCGUAAGCCCCUCACCAAGCUGCUCACGCCGGAGGGGGUCAAACCUCCAGACGGCGUGGUGGUCACGGACAUCUACUUCGAGGACUUCCUCAACAACUCCCUCUAUGAGACGACCACAUCAGUGGGCAUGCCGUCCCCCGACGAGGAGAUAGUCGGCAUGGUUACCCUGCCCCGGGAGCGUGUGUAUGUCUCCCCGAAGGACAAUGAAGUGAGAAGGCCAGACGACCUGUAUUUACCAGGCGCCGUCACCAAUCCCCUGCCAGAGACACCGGUCAUCAGCAGCACCCAGCAGCCUGAGAUGGUCACCACCACCACCUCAGUGCCAGCUACCUCUACUGCUGCUGCAGGGACCCAGACCACUACCAAUGCCUUACUCUACACCACCCAGCCAAUGUUCAAUGAGGCCAGUAACAGCAGCCCCGAGUCCCGGGUGGGCAUGGUGGGGGGCGUGGAGAGGGAGAAGCGCACGGUGGUACCCCUGGCAGUGGUGUCCACCCUCACCAUCCUGUGCCUACUGGUGCUGGUGGGCAUCCUCAUCUACUGGAGGAAGUGUUUCCAGACGGCUCACUUCUUUGUGGAGGAUAACACCUCUCCCAGGGUCUUCUCAGCUCCAUCCACGCCCCUACUCUUACCCACGGGCACAGAGGAGAAUGAAGCCCUCCCUGUUAAGGACUUUGUGAAACAUGUCGCUGAGCUUCACACCACACACACGUUCUCUAAAGAGUUUGAGAUCUUGAAAGAGUCUUACGAGGAGAUUCAGUCCUGCACUGUGGACAUGGGCAUGACCACCGACAGCUCUAACCACCCAGACAACAAGGGCAAGAACAGAUACAUCAACAUCCUGGCCUACGACCACAGCCGAGUGAAGCUGGCACCCAAUCUUGAUAAGGAGGGAGAGUGCGGAGACUACAUCAACGCAAACUAUGUGGAUGCCUUCAACCACCCCAAAGCCUUCAUAGCAGCCCAGGGCCCAAUGAAGGCCAGUCUGGAAGACUUCUGGAGGAUGGUCUGGGAGCAGAACGUGGGUGUGAUCGUCAUGAUCACCAACCUGGUGGAGAAGGGACGGAGGAAGUGUGAUCAGUACUGGCCAAUGGACAACCAGGAGGAGUAUGGAUGCUUCUUGGUCACUCUGAAAAGCACCAAAGCCCUGGCCUACUACACACAAAGAACAUUUACCUUGCGGAACAUCAGCAUCAAAAGGGGGUCCCAAAAGGGCCGCAGUCAGGAGCGGAUUGUCCGCCAAUACCACUACACCCAGUGGCCUGACAUGGGGGUCCCAGACUACACCCUGCCUGUCCUGUCAUUCGUCCAGAAGUCCUCACGGGCCCGGACCGCUGACAUGGGGCCUGUGGUGGUCCACUGCAGUGCUGGCGUGGGAAGAACAGGUACCUACAUCGUGCUGGACAGCAUGCUUCGGCAGAUCAAAGAGCAGGGCACAGUGAACAUCAUGGGCUUCCUGAAACACAUCCGCACACAGAGGAACUUCCUGGUGCAGACCGAGGAGCAGUAUGUGUUCAUCCACGAUGCCCUGGUGGAGGCCAUCCUCAGCAAGGAGACAGAGGUCUCCUCCAGCCGCAUCCAUGCCUACGUCUCCGACCUCCUGACCCCCGGCCCCUCGGGCAAGACCAGGCUGGAGAAGCAGUUCAAGCUGGUUAGCCAGACCAAUGUGAAGCAAUGUGAUUACACAUCUGCGCUAAAAGAGGGCAACGUGGAGAAGAACAGGACCUCCUCUCUCAUGCCAGUGGAGAGGUCCAGAGUGUGCCUAUCCACUACACCAGGAGAGUCCUCUGACUACAUGAAUGCCUCUUAUGUCAUGGGUUACCGUCAGAGCUGUGAAUUCAUCAUUACCCAGCACCCUCUGCCCUGCACAAUCAGGGACUUCUGGAGGAUGAUCUGGGACCACAACUCCCAGAUCAUUGUCUCCCUUCCAGACAUCCAUGGCCAGGUUGAGGAAGAUGAGUGUGUGUACUGGCCCAUUAAAGACCAGCCAAUCAACUGUGAGACAUUUACUGUAACCUUUACUGGGGAGGACAAUGUGUGUUUGCCUAAUGAGGAGCUGUUGGUAGUUCAUGACUUUCUACUGGAAGCUACACAAGAUGACUAUGUUCUGGAGGUGCGUCAGUACCGGACCCCUCGCUGGCCCAACCCAGACAGCCCCAUGAGCAACACCUUUGAGCUGAUCAACAUCAUCAGAGAAGACACGCGUCACCGGGAGGGAACCAUAGUCGUUCACGAUCGGUAUGGGGGGUCCACUGCUGGAAUGUUCUGUGCCGUGACGACGUUGGCAGACCAGGUGGAGGAGGAGAACUGUGUGGACGUGUACCAAACGGCCCGGAUGACCAACCUUAUGAGGCCGGGGGUCUUCACUGACAUGGAGCAGUAUCAGUUCCUUUUCAAAGCUAUCCUGAGCCUGGUGAGCACCAAAGAGGACGAGAAGACCCUGCGGUCCUCCGAGAACAACGGCACCAUCCCCACAGGCUCGGCCAAUGCCACCGAGAGCCUUGAGUCCCUCAUGUAACCAUGACAACAACCCCUCGAAAGAAAGAAUGCUAUGUUUUAUUGUGCAAAAACAAGUGAACUGUGUAGUGGAGGAAUGUGGUUUGCUUUGCCCUAAAAAAAAAAAAAAAAAAAAAAAACUCUGCCUGUUUGUCUUUGGUGCUGGAUACUAUGUGGUCUUGUCAUUUGUGCCUUUUUUCAUUUCUUGUUGUUUGUCAAAUUGCUUUGAUACAAUUGCAUUGUUGUAACUAAUGCCAAAUGUUGUAUUGUUGGACUGCUGUCUGUUUGAUUUGCUGAGGUCAUUGGUUUAAUUUGAUUUAACCACUUCUAAAAUGUAAUUUGUGGGUAAUCCGUUUUAAAAGAGGGAGAUAUUGUCUAUUUUUACAGAUGCUCUGGUUUUGAGAUGCAACCUGAGGUCAAAAAUCGAUAUUGUAAAUAAAGAGUUGUCAGAUGCUAUUGUAUGGGGUGGGGGAUAUGGAAAAUAAUAUUCUAACUUGUAAAUAGUUAAUAUCACAUCAACAGACCAAAACUAUUUAUACGACUAGAUUUUGUAUUUUACUACAGUCUGUUUUGUAGCUUUAACUGUCUUACCUGUCUUUUGAUAAAUUAGUUGAAAUAUUGGAUCAUGUUUUUAAUACCUGCCCUUAUGUAUCUUUUAUUAUGAAUCCUACUCAUGGAAUGUUGGGGUUUUCUAUCUGUAGCUGUACAUGGGAAUAACAAUCUUUUCAAGGC